AUAAUUGUCUCUUCUCGGACAAUAGUUCUUUAAGAACAUGUGACAGAAUUUAUCUCAUUUUGCGUGUUGCAGACAAUAAUAUCAAAAUUUGUCUGUUUCGUGUUUUAGAGCUUGUCAAAGUAUCAAAUUUACAAUUGUAUAUUCUGGUGACCCCCAUAAAAGCUACCGGUAACCUGAUUGGAAAGAACCCUGGGCACGAGAUUCACUAAAGUGUCCUGACGUCAUAUCUCCUAAGGCGUGUAAAAGAUCAUUAUCAGAACAGUCAUACGCAACAGACAGGCUUGUUCACGUCGGCCCUGGGUGUAAUUUUUGCGAUGCGAUGCAGUUACAAUGAUCAGAGAGCCAAUUUAGACGCUGAACAGCAGCUAUAUAGAUAAGUUUUGGAAGGACAAACACGGAGCUAGCCUGUGAGAUUCAUGAAUAACUUGCAUUGGCUCAAAGUCAAACGGAGUAAUAAACAUACAGAUCAUAGUAUUGUCUCCGAACAAGGUCAACCAAAGACACUGAAGUGAAAUACAUGCCUGUGUUCAUUACAGCGAAUCUGUCUGCGUCAUUAAUCUAUGAGGAACUAAAUUCUACAAGUCGUCUAUUGCCGUGGGGAUGUCAAAGGUAGCGCCUUGACCUCUCACUCUCACGUCAUAGACACGGCGGUGUAAGUAAUAUGUAGACGGACAAGUUUUGUCGGUCAUCGUCCUUGCCACGUCUGCACUGUAAGGUCUCCAAGACUGUCGUCCAUUUUCUCGCGCAGCUUGCACUCCACGGGCCUGAAACAACAACAUGUCGUCAGAGGAGCCAGACACGACCAAAGAGCAGCUGAACCCGGGGAAUCGGAAAAUGAAGGUUUGUGUGGCGACAUGUAACCGCGCCGACUACUCCAAACUAGCGCCGAUCAUGUGUGCCCUGCGGGAGGACCUGGAUAUGGAGCUACAGGUGGUGGUAAUGGGCACUCAUCUCAUCGAUGAUUAUGGCUCAACCUAUCGAGUCAUUCAGCAGGAUGGGUUUGAAGUGGACGGGUUCCUGCACACCAUUGUGAGGGGCGAGGAUGAGGCAGCCAUGGCGGAAUCUGUCGGGCUAGCGCUCGUCAAGCUCCCCGACGUGCUGGUGCGACUAAAGCCCGACCUCCUGAUCGUUCACGGCGACCGUUUCGACGCCUUGUCGUUGGCAACGUGUGCUGCACUCAUGAACAUCCGAAUUCUUCACAUCGAGGGCGGGGAGGUCAGCGGGACCAUCGACGACUCCAUCCGCCACUCCAUCACCAAACUGGCGCACUACCACGCCUGCUGCACCGACCGCGCCCGCAGACGCCUGCUCUCCAUGUGCGAGGACAACGACCGCAUCCUGCUGUCCGGCUGUCCGACCUACGACAAGCUCCUGAGCUCCCACACGAGGAACUACGGCAGCGUGUUGGCCAGGUGGGCACAUGGAGCCGAUCCGAAGGAAUACAUCGUCGCCUUGCAACACCCUGUCACCACAAACAUUACAGAUUCGCUGAAAAUGUUUGAUUUGAUGUUAGACGCACUGCUGGACUUUGGAGUCAAAACGGUCUUGUUCUUCCCCAAUAUUGACGCAGGGAGCAAGGAGAUGACACGUACUAUCCGUCGACGCGGGCUUGAACAUAAUCCCAACUUCAGCCUCUGUAAACACAUUCCGUACGACCAGUUCAUCAUCCUGAUGGCUAACGCGGGGUGCCUGAUCGGGAACAGCAGUGCCGGGAUCCGAGAGGCUGGAGCCUUCGGCACGCCCGUCGUCAACCUGGGCAAGCGGCAGAUCGGCAGGGAGGCAGGUGAAAAUGUGCUGCAUGUGAAGGAUGCAGACACUAAGGGCAAGAUCUUACAUGCCAUCAACCUACAGUAUAAGAAGCAGUUUCCAAGUUCACACAUCUAUGGAGAUGGUCAUGCUUGUCAGCGCAUCAUGAUGUUCAUCCAUAAGAUCAGGGAAAGCUUGGACAAGCCCAUCCAGAAGACCUUCAUCUUCCCGCCCAUGAGGGACACGGUGUCACAGGAUAUCGACCACAUCCUGGAGACACAGAGCGCCCUGGCCGUGGACCUGGGGGGAACCAACCUCAGGGUCGCCAUCAUCAGUCAGCAGGGAGAGAUCCUGUACAAGAUGACAGAACUGACCCCGGGUACCUAUGAGGAGCGGAUGGAUCUGCUGAUGAGAAUGCUGGUGGAGGCUACAUCAAAGGCUGUACAACUCAGCUGUCGGAUACUUGGCAUAGGCAUCAGUACAGGUGGAAGAGUCAAUCCUCAUGAAGGGAUGGUCCUGCACUCCACCAAGAUCCUGGAGGAAUGGAGCUCCAUCGACCUGCGCACCCCCAUCUCCAGCAAGUUGCACCUUCCAGUCUGGGUGGACAAUGAUGGAAACUGCGCUGCACUGGGAGAGAAGAAGUUUGGAAAGGGGGUGGGGUCUGAGGACUUCAUCACCUUGAUUCUCGGCACUGGAAUUGGAGGAGGGAUUGUUCUGAACAAUGAUCUGGUCCACGGUGCUAACUUCUGCGCAGCAGAGCUGGGGCACAUCACUGUGUCCAUGGACGGCCCUGACUGCAUGUGUGGGAACACUGGCUGUGUGGAGAGUUAUGCCUCAGGGCUGGCUCUGCAAAGGGAGGCCAAAAAACUCCAUGAUGCUGAUGAGCUACUUGUUCCUGGUAUGCACCUGACUGAUAGUGAGGAGGUGACAGCCAAACAUCUCAUCCAGGCUGCACAGCUAGGCAAUAAGAAGGCAGAGAAAGUCGUGGAAAGAGCAUGUGAGGCACUGGGCUCGGCUAUCUGCUCUUUGCUGCACACUGUCAACCCCUCCCACGUCAUCCUGUGUGGGCACCUGGCACCCCACUAUGUGGACGGCGUCCACGAGGUCAUACAGAGGAGGGCUCUCCCAUCAGCUGCCAGCAGCAUACAGGUCAUGGUGUCAGACCUGGAGGAACCUGCACUACUGGGGGCAGCCAGUAUUGUGUUAGAGUAUGCCACCAGGAGGAUAUAUUAGGAUUAUAGCAUGAACGUUCAUCUGUGUUGGUACAAGUCAUUAGGAAAUAAGGACUAAACUUUAACUACCAACACUGCCAGAAAUGUGUUAGAGUUUGCCCCCAGAAGGACAUAUUAGAAUCAUGUUAACCAUGUUAAAUUUUUCUGUUUAGAGGGAGAAAUUUAUGCAUUAGAGAAUCAGGAUGGCAUACUACAAGUAUGUAGCAUCUUAUUGUUGAAUAAUAAAACUAUAGUUUACUGCUUAUGAAUCUACUUACAGUUAUAAAUAUCUAAAUAAAAUAUCUAUACCACAAUGAAUUCGACGAACGAGCUGCCAUGUGUAAGAUUAGAAUAAGUGCGCAUCCACUAGAGAUAGAA
Branchiostoma belcheri (Belcher's lancelet) is the source of this 3335-nucleotide messenger RNA. RefSeq names its product bifunctional UDP-N-acetylglucosamine 2-epimerase/N-acetylmannosamine kinase-like. Gene Ontology annotation, molecular function: hydrolase activity, hydrolyzing O-glycosyl compounds; N-acylmannosamine kinase activity; UDP-N-acetylglucosamine 2-epimerase activity. The transcript is spliced from 11 exons. Gene Ontology annotation, biological process: UDP-N-acetylglucosamine metabolic process. NCBI's taxonomy places the organism in Eukaryota, Metazoa, Chordata, Leptocardii, Amphioxiformes, Branchiostomatidae. The record is from RefSeq and is a predicted model, not a curated record. Bases 778 to 2979 code for a protein of 733 amino acids.